Messenger RNA from Penicillium brasilianum, 2089 nucleotides. NCBI's taxonomy places the organism in Eukaryota, Fungi, Ascomycota, Eurotiomycetes, Eurotiales, Aspergillaceae. The record is from the annotation of a GenBank genome assembly.
UCCUGCUCUUGAAAAAUUCUGUCAAUCCCAGUUUCACGUACCUGUACAAUUCUCCCUCAAUCGAUCUGUACGAGGCGUCAUUUCCUUGUUGAUUGUUGAAAGCAAAAUUCGGUUCUCCAACAUUUUACAUCCUUCAAUCGCUCGAGUUUGACCCCUCCAUGGCUGCGCAUCAUACCGAACGGACGGCUGCCACGACUGUCGCAGAGACUGGAUCUGAUCUAAUUCAUGAUUCAGCAGCCAAGUCUGUCCCAGAUGAACGGCAGCCUUUGCUGCGCUCGAGAAGCCAGGCUACAACCUGGAAACCGCCAGCGGGCUUCCUCUGGAUCCAACUGGCGAUCAUGUCCAACGUCUUUCUCGCUGGAUUUGACGGUACAAUUACCGCCUCGACUUAUGCGGUCAUUAGCUCGGAAUUCAAUGCGGCCAACACGGCAUCGUGGCUGACCACCUCGUACCUCAUUACCAGCACUGCCUUUCAGCCGCUGUAUGGACGUUUCUCUGACUUGCUGGGACGUCGGGGUUGUUUUUUUACUGCUACGAUCGCUUUCAUGAUCGGGUGUCUAGGAUGUGCCUUGGCUAGAGAUGUGAUCUUUCUCAACAUCAUGCGUGCGCUGACCGGCAUUGGAGGCGGCGGACUGAUGACCAUGGCUACAAUUAUCAACUCCGAUCUUAUCCCCUUCCGUCAACGCGGUAUGUACCAGGUAGUUCAGAAUGUCUCGUACGGUUUCGGUGCCAUCUGCGGUGCGUCAUUCGGCGGGAGUAUCGUCGACACUAUCGGGUGGCGCUGGUGUUUCUUGAUUCAGGUUCCAGUCUCGCUGGCUGCUCUAGUCUUGGGAUACGUUGUUCUCAAGUUCCCCGCGAAAGAGGAGCAUGUUCCGGGACAGAAAUCCCCGGGCCUGUGGCAGCAGAUCGACUUUCUCGGGUCUCUUCUCCUUGUCCUGGCGCUGUCGAGCCAGCUUGUCGGGCUGAGUCUUGGAGGUAACGAACUCCCGUGGAGCAGCAUCUGGGUGAUCCUCUCGCUAGGUGCCAGUUUGGUGUUUCUGGUGGCUUUCUUUGCCGUGGAAGCUACAACGACGGCUGCUCCUCUGAUUCCGCUGAAGAUGCUACAAGGAUUACACCCAGUUUCGACUCAGAUUGCCAAUGUUUGUUGUGGCAUGUCUGCGUAUGCCUUUCUAUUCACGCUUCCGCUUCUAUUCCAGGUCAUUCUGCUGGACAGCCCUACGAAGGCUGGUGCUCGACUUGCCAUACCGUCUCUUGCCACUCCACUAGGAGGCCUUAUCGCCGGCGUUGUGAUGUCACGAUGGGGAAAGCUCGCCUAUCUCGUACGUGCAGGCGCUGCCCUGAUGUGCAUUGGAAAUAUACUAGUCACGCUUCUACGUUUCCACGACUCAGAAUGGAAAUACUACGCAUAUAUCAUCCCCGCGAAUCUGGGGCAGGGGAUUGUAUACCCCGGAAUUCUGUUCACAUUCCUUUCCGCAUUCGAUCACUCCGACCAUGCCGUCUCCGCUUCAACCGUGUACCUCAUCCGCUCUCUAGGGACUGUAUGGGGCGUUGCCGUCACCUCGGCCAUAAUUCAGAAUACAUUGAGCUCAGGCCUCGGGGAGGCCUUGAGUGAAAUACCAGACAAAUGGAAAGUAAUCGAUGAAAUCCGCCACUCCAUUUCAGCGAUUCACGACCUACCCCCAGAAGUACAACUCGCCGUGCGAUUAGUGUAUUACCGCGGUAUCCGGCUGUGCUUUGCGGCGUCUGCUUCAUUCGGAGGUAUGGCAACCAUCGCGGCCCUUUUCACUCGGGGCAAGGGGCUGGAACGAACAGGUGGGGAGUAAACCGAACACCUUGAAAAAAAAUUCGCGAGAGAAGUAGGCGCGGUUCUGAUGGUGAGGUCAGCCGUGCCGACCUCGCGACUUGAAGACUGAAGGUGAGCUGAGAUUUCAAGUUGGAUAUCUCGAUCAUUGCAGUAGGGUCGGGGACUUGGGGGCUCUGAUUUGCGGGUGGUACAUAGAUGAUCUCAAGAUAUAGAAUGACAUUGUAGGUAGAUGGUGCAAAGGUUCUUAUUGGCCCCCGGGUCAAGAAUACACUGCCUAAUUUCCUG